UCAUCAGCUAUCCUCAAAGCGCAGCGCUCUCAGUCCCAUUUCUCUUUAAAGUCACACUUCUCUCAACGUUCGACAGUUGAACGUGCACUUUGCCUCCGCUUUUGAAAUUGUGAAAACUUAAAGGAGCGUCGCAAAGUUUUCGUUUUGACAUUUUUGUUCUUCUUCGCUCCAAAGGAUUCCAGGUUGCCAGUCAAGCUGUGCGCCCUCGCAGGCUGUCAUCGCAGUCUUUGCGCACAGCUCUUGGAUUUAGAGAAAAGGGAUUUUUCAUCUGUGAAAAGAGGUCCUUACUUUUUUUUCGCAUGAAUCUCCUCGACCCUUACCUGAAGAUGACAGAAGAACAGUCCGAGCGUCACUCCGACGCUCCGAGCCCCAGCAUGUCUGAGGACUCCGCGGGCUCGCCGUGCCCGUCCGGCUCCGGCUCGGACACUGAGAACACCCGUCCGAUCGACAACCACCUUCUCGGAGGUCCAGAAUAUAAGAAGGAGGGCGAAGAAGAGAAGUUUCCCGUGUGCAUCAGAGAUGCGGUGUCCCAGGUGCUGAAGGGUUACGACUGGACGCUGGUGCCAAUGCCAGUGCGCGUCAACGGCUCAAGUAAAAACAAACCUCACGUAAAAAGACCCAUGAACGCAUUCAUGGUGUGGGCACAAGCUGCACGGAGGAAGUUGGCUGAUCAAUACCCGCAUCUGCACAACGCGGAACUCAGCAAAACGUUGGGCAAACUGUGGAGAUUGCUCAACGAAGUCGAGAAGCGCCCAUUUGUGGAAGAAGCAGAGAGAUUGAGAGUGCAGCACAAGAAAGAUCACCCUGACUACAAAUAUCAGCCAAGGCGGAGAAAAUCUGUCAAGAACGGCCAGAAUGAACCCGAGGAGGGCGAGCAGACGCACAUAUCUCCCAAUGCGAUCUUCAAAGCGCUGCAGCAGGCCGAUUCUCCUGCGUCCAGUAUGGGCGAGGUGCACUCUCCAGGAGAACAUUCAGGUCAAUCCCAGGGUCCACCAACACCACCAACCACCCCUAAGACCGAUCUCCCCCCCAGUAAAGCUGACCUAAAGCGCGAGGGGCGUCCCAUGCAGGAGGGCACCAGUCGUCAGCUCAACAUCGACUUCGGAGCCGUGGACAUCGGCGAGCUGAGCAGCGACGUCAUCUCCAACAUAGGGAGCUUUGACGUCGACGAGUUUGAUCAAUACCUGCCUCCUCACAGCCACGCAGGGGUGACCAGUGCAGCCCAGGCUGGCUACACCGGCAGCUACGGCAUCAGCAGCUCCACAGUCAGUCAGGCAGGCAAUGUUGGGGCCCACGCUUGGAUGUCCAAGCAGCAGCAGCAGCAGCAGCACUCUCUGACCACCUUGGGUGGAGGAGGCGAACAAGGCCAGCAGGGUCAACAAAGAACCACCCAGAUCAAGACGGAACAGCUGAGUCCCAGUCACUACAACGAGCAACAGGGCUCCCCACAGCACGUCACCUAUGGGUCCUUCAACCUGCAGCACUACAGCACCUCCUCGUACCCCUCCAUCACAAGAGCACAAUAUGACUAUUCCGACCACCAAGGAGGUGCCAACUCCUACUACAGCCACGCAGCUGGCCAGGGCUCCGGCCUUUACUCCACCUUCAGCUACGUUAGCCCCAGCCAGAGGCCGAUGUACACCCCGAUCGCCGACACCACCGGCGUGCCCUCUGUACCCCAGACCCACAGUCCGCAGCACUGGGAGCAGCAGCCCAUUUACACACAGCUGUCCAGGCCGUGAAGGGGCAGCCUCCGCACUGACUGUACAACAUUCACCCCACGCAUAGACUUCUUUCUGCCCGGUGGCCUUCGCACCACCACGCCACACACCCAUCAUUGCCAAUAGAAAAACAUGACUAGGACUUUUUUUUUAUAGUACUGAAAAUAUAUCUUUAGAUUGGCUCACAACAGUGCCUUUUGUAUUGGUUGGAAUUGUGAUUAUAUUUUUUUAGAUGUAAUGUUUAAAAAAAAAACAAAAAAAAAGAGUCAAAUCCUCUGUGAGGACAUACUGGUUAUAAAUAUUUUAGUAUGUACUGUGUAUGUGUUCUGCUCUCGCCAUUCUCAUUGUUAUCCGUGUCAUCAGCAUCAACACAAUAAGAAGGUUUACCCCGUCUAAAGGAGCAGCAAUGCCGAGUUAAAAACACCCUCAGUGGCCUUACUUCACACUAAUGUAUUUUUGUACAAGAAGUAAAAAAAAAAACAACAACAACAUACGUUUACUGACACUGCCAUCUUGUCAUAGCCUAUACAUUCUGCUUUGAAUUUUUGUACUGUACAUAUACUAUUGUAAAUCCCAUGCGAUGCAAGGUUUGAGCAAUGCACGUUGGAAAUAGAUUUGAAUGUUUUGGCCAUAAUAUGACUGUGUCAUCAGUGAAUUUGUCAAAUAUUCUUUCUCUUGUUCUUUGCUUUAGCUCGAAUUGUUGUGUCGGAAACACUAUAGCAGGUGCCAUGUAACUCAACUCUAUAGGGGCCUUAACCGUGUUGCUAGAUGUAUUUGAGCAAUGCUUGCUUUCAUCUGGGUACUGCCUUGAUACCAUUGGUGCCUCCGGAGCCACAGUAGCGAAGCUCUGUCCGCUGGCGUCGCAGUGUCAAAACCACAGCGCAGGUCUUACUUCCUGCUUGAGGAGAUACAGGAAGUAGCCUUAUUUACCUGAUUCUCCUCAGCAGUCAGCACGCCUGGAGUCUGGUGUGAAUCUGUCAUUCCUUCAGCCCCAUCCUUUUUUCCUAACCUUUUUUUUUUUGUUUCUUAAUUUAUUCUUUAGCAUUAAUUUUAUUUGAAAAUAACUAUUUGCAAUUAUCUGUUUAAUUCAGCAGCGGCUAACUGAGAUUUCAGUGGAUUAGUUUGCUGACAUAAUGUGGUACAAAUUUGUUUAUUUAUCAUUUGUAAAUGUCUCCGUAUAAAGGUUUCUUCUAUUCGCGAUCGAGCUGUGUACAGAUUACUUAUACUUGCACAGUAAGUCUUUCUCUCUCUAAAAAAGAGAAAAACUGGAAGUUUUUUCUUUUUGUCUUUUCUGUCUAACAAAUGAAUUUAUGUAUAUGGAAGCCACACCUGUUUUGUAAAGAAUUUGCUGGAAUCAAAAGGAUACGUUUUGUUUUGAGAGAAAAAAUAAGUUGUGUUCCUCAUUUUAUAUUCUGUAUCGUUAGUUCUCAUUUUGUCAUCUUUUUAAUGCAGUUUCCCUAGGUAAACACGUCAUUGUCUUAAAAGCUUAUCUUUUGUAUUAUAAUGUUUGCAAUAAAAAAAUGAAACACUGAGAAA
Molecule: messenger RNA, 3257 nt
Organism: Solea senegalensis (Senegalese sole)
Lineage: Eukaryota; Metazoa; Chordata; Actinopteri; Pleuronectiformes; Soleidae
Product: transcription factor Sox-9-A-like
Exons: 3
Coding region: 300-1742 (480 amino acids)
Biological process (GO): chondrocyte differentiation; negative regulation of transcription by RNA polymerase II; positive regulation of chondrocyte differentiation
Cellular component (GO): nucleus
Molecular function (GO): DNA-binding transcription factor activity, RNA polymerase II-specific; RNA polymerase II cis-regulatory region sequence-specific DNA binding
Source: RefSeq, a predicted model, not a curated record